Molecule: messenger RNA, 880 nt
Organism: Paramecium tetraurelia
Lineage: Eukaryota; Ciliophora; Oligohymenophorea; Peniculida; Parameciidae
Exons: 6
Source: RefSeq, a predicted model, not a curated record
AUGAAAUAAAAGCUAGCAUAAUAAAAAAAAUAAAAUUAGAAACAUGGAUUUACCAAAGAGGAAACUGCAGAUGGAUUGGCAUUCGGAUAUUAUCAAUUCUAAAAGAAAGUGGGUAUAUGGUCCAUUGAAUAUCCUGACAGAAUAGAGUAUGGGGAAUUUGACGGAGAAUUUAAAGUUGGAGAAUGGAUUAUCAAAAAUCGCUUUGAAGGUCUUUAAUAAGAGAUAAAGAAUACAACAAAUAACCUCAACAAUAAACAAUAAAAUUAUGAUACCGAAGUUGAUUCCACAUUGUCUCCUUAAAUUUCAUUUACAAAUGGAAUUACAGACACUAUAAGAAAACCUAAUAUUAUAACUAAAUCAGAAUAAAUCGAAUAUUUGAGAUGGCAUGGAAAUUAUGGUAUGAAUAAUAAGAAGAUUGGAUAUUUGAUGGCUACAUGGAAAAGGAGAAGCAAUGUAGAGAGAAAAAAAUAAGGUUAAUGGAGAGAAAUAAUAAAAAAUUAUUCUACUCUAGCUGAAGUAGUUGAAGUAGGCCAAUACCUAAAUGAUGUGAAAUAAGGAGUUUGGAAAUAUAUUUAUGAAAAUAAGGAGAUGCGGAGGAGUCUAUAGUAUUGAGGGUUCGAAAAAUGGGAAAUGGAUAGAACUGAGUGAGAAUUUUUGGAAAUAUUCAUAAGUGACUUUUGAAGGGGAAUAUAAAAAUGGGCAAAAAGUUGGUAGAUGGGAUAUUUGUUAUAGAAAAUUCAACAAAGAUAAAUUUUCAUUGAUGUAAAUAAAAUAUCAAUUAGUUUCAAUAUAACAAUAUUAUUGAAAACCGAAUAUUAGAGGUGGAGGAUCAUAUAGUGAAUCAAAUGAUGGACUCAAAAUUGGCAAUUGGAUGGAAAUU